CCAGCAGGCCCCAGAGCCCCGGGCAGGGGGACGCGCGGCCCAGUGCUUGCCCCUGCGUGGUGGCUGCCCCGGGCCACGGAGGGGCCCGCUGGGGCCACGGGAAGGGCUCAGGGCCAGCACAGGGCUGAGGGGCCGCCGGCGGGCUCAGCGCCGCGUCGGGCGAGGCUGCUGUGCCUGCCCCUUCCAGCCCAGCCCCACCUUAGCUGGUUAAACUGGUUUGAAGUCCAGACGGCGGCGGGGAGAGACUGUGGAAGUGUUUCGCAGACUCCCAGCCGAGCUUCCGCCGCUGCGCGGCCCCCAGCCCUAUGGCCCCCCACUUCUUUCCAAGGUGAAGCGGGAAGGACAGGAACCCAGUCCACUCUCAACACCCCAAAACGCAGGAGAGUUUCUUGCCAGCCCCCAGCUGCAUCCCCAGCGCUCUCAUGGCUGCUGCUGACCCCAUCCUGCCCCCUGAGGAGGUGGCUCUGCUGGAGCUGGGGAAGGUAGCCCUGCCUGCCCCCCUGGACAAGGUGCCAUCAGCCCUGGAUGAACACCCAGGGGACCCUGAUGCCACCCUGCCAUGGGACCGGUCCCAGCACAGCACCCAGGGCCAGCCAGAGCCGGCGGAGACGAAGAGGCGCUCAAGUCCUGAAGGAGGCCACGAAGCCCCUGAGGAGGCUGCUCUCACCUGCCCCCCAGCUGAGGCCGAAGACGAGGAAGCCCCUGGGCUCCCCGUGAUGGCAGCCCAUGUCUUUGUGCCCAUCGACCCACAGUGCAUUGAGCGGACACCCGGCAAGCAGAAGAAACAACCUGCCCCGUGGCCCCGGGAGGAGGGCAAGGGGGACUACGUCCCCCACGACAGAGCCGACGGCCUCCGCCAGAAGCAGGUCUUCCUCCCCCUCGGCCCCUCGCGCUACAGGGACCCACGGGGCUUCGAGGGGCGAGCGGCCAAGCCACCGACCGAGGGGCCACGGUGCCCGUGCGCCAGGGACUGCAGCACCGACAACCUCAAGGCCGUGGCCUCAGUGGUGGGGGCCCUGCUCCUCUGCCCCUGCCUUGUCUACGGGGCCUACGCUUUCCUGCCUUUUGACGCCCCGCUGCUGCCCACCGUCAGCGCCCGCCUGGUCUACACCCUGCGCUGCGCUGCCUUUGCCACCUUCCCCAUCGUCCUGGGGAUGAUCAUCAGCGGCAUCUCCCGCCUCUGCUCCUCGGCGCUGGAGCCCUUUGGGGAGCUGCAGCGGGAGGUGGAGAUCCACCGCACCUACGUCUCCCAGUCUGUCCACCUCUUCAUCCUCUACUUCUUCAACAUGGCUGUGCUGGCCACCUACCUCCCCCAGGAGGUCCUCAAGCUCAUCCCCCUGCUCACAGGGCUCUUCGCCAUCUCCCGGUUGAUUUACUGGCUGUCGUACGCCAUCGGGCGCUCCUUCCGCGCCUUCGGCUUCAGCAUGACCUUCCUGCCCCUCCUGGCCAUGCUACUCUGGAACCUUUACAGCAUGUUUGUCCUGGAGCACGAAAACCUCCUCGCUGUGGCGACGCCAAAGCCCGAGGACCACUCCAAGGACAGCAGGGCCAAACUCCGCUACUGGGGGUGAGGGAGGCCCCGGGGAGAUGGGGUGCCCGGACGCCACGGUGCAGAGGGGUUGAGCUCUCCUCGCUGCCUUGUCUUGUGAGCCCUAAAGGUGGAGGGGUGUGGGCAGACCUGGCUGGGCCCCUGCUCCCUGCCCAGACCCAGCAAGGGUUUGCUGGGCACCCGGCGUUGAUAGAGCCAAGGUGCAAACCCCUCUGCACUGGGAGUUUUCUGCAGGAGGGCGAACGGGGCCUGGAGAAAGACCCAGGGACCCCCGUUCCAUGAGGAUGGGGUGGGGUGGGAUUUGCCUGAGCUGCUGGAGCUGGCUUUGCCCAAUAAAACUCUUCACCAAGUGGUUCUGUGGCUGGUUUGGGGAGGGUGGGUUAAAUUCCCCUCAGAAUCACUGCUGCCAGGACUGGUAGCUUCGCCCACAGUAUGUCAACAUCCAGCCCCAAAAUGGUGUUCCCAAGAGGGGAGAAAAUGGUUUUUCCCACAACUGUCCAUCUCCCAGCGCCCUCCAGCCCUGCACCCUGCUCCUGGCUCCCUGCAGGGUGGGGUGGCCAGUCCCGCCCAGCUGGUCCCUCCUCCUCUUGCUCCUGGUGGAGGUUCAGCACCUGGCUCACAAAGCAGCUGGCCGGGUAGGAGGGAGGGGGCCCUGCCCCAAGAAGGGAGGCG
Athene cunicularia (burrowing owl) is the source of this 2221-nucleotide messenger RNA. It is a transcript of the gene TMEM79, whose product is annotated as transmembrane protein 79. The record is from RefSeq and is a predicted model, not a curated record. The transcript is spliced from 4 exons. Gene Ontology annotation, cellular component: trans-Golgi network membrane; lysosomal membrane. Gene Ontology annotation, biological process: regulated exocytosis. NCBI's taxonomy places the organism in Eukaryota, Metazoa, Chordata, Aves, Strigiformes, Strigidae. The coding region runs from base 423 to 1571 and encodes 382 amino acids.